Wyeomyia smithii (pitcher-plant mosquito) is the source of this 3297-nucleotide messenger RNA. Its product is annotated as glia-derived nexin-like. The record is from RefSeq and is a predicted model, not a curated record. The transcript has 6 exons. NCBI's taxonomy places the organism in Eukaryota, Metazoa, Arthropoda, Insecta, Diptera, Culicidae. The coding region runs from base 284 to 2059 and encodes 591 amino acids. Gene Ontology annotation, molecular function: serine-type endopeptidase inhibitor activity.
CUGGUCAGUCGGUGUUCAGUCGGGUAUUAGACCAUUCAGUAGUGGUUUGUCUUUGCACAGAUACAGAUCGGUUUCGAUAGCUAACGUUGUGGAAUUUGUCGUAUCUAUUAGUAACUUGUCACUGAAGUUGCAGGUUUGCACUGUGGACGGAAAUCGAACUAGAAGUUGGGGAAAACCCCGAAGGUUGCAGACUCUAAAAAAACAGACGGGUUAAAUGAUACGUGCAAUAUUGGAUUUUUAAUAUUAUGUACUAGCGGAAGAGAUUAAAACAACGGUUAUCAUAAUGUAUAAGUGUUCAGUUCUAAUAGCAGCCAUCUUAGCGGCAUCGGUGGUAACCGCACAAACUCCAGCACAGGUACAGAAUCGACACAUAUGGAACAACUAUUGCUCCAAACCAUACAAGGGAAAUGUUGGCGCAAUAAAAUACGCUUUCGGUGCUAUAUGUACGAACACUGAGCCGAAUGCGUGUUGUGACUACGUGAUGCAAAUCAUUCGAAACCGCCCGGAUACGCAUCUGUGUCCAACUGAUGCGCGAUAUUACCCAAGUCCGGUGGGAUGUGAUACCGAUCCACCGAGUGAAACACCGAGGCCGAGUAAUUUUCACUUUCCAGAGCAAUCAUGGCCGGAAGCCCCAACACGCAGAACUGAUGAAACUAAGGCCUCAUCAAACGCACCUAAUCGGCAGGAAGAAGUAGUGGAGAUAGUGUUCAACUAUAAUCCUCACGAUAACGUUCGUGUAUCCAUACCGGUACCAAUAAGUAGUACAAUUCCUGCGAACGGUCAACCGCAGCAAUCUGCUCCAGUGAGAAAAAGUCAGAACACGCGACCUGCACAACCUCAACAACCUAUCCCAGCCCAACAUUUAUCUCCUCCUGCACCGGUUCCACAUACCGAAUUAGUUGAGGAGUAUGAAGAAAAGCCUGUAGUGCUGCUAAAUACCCCAGGGCAUCAAGCCACGGAAUUCGCGUUGAAUCUAUUUAGGACAAUAGACCGUCCGCCCAAUGGGAAUUCAGUAAUAAGUCCCCUACUGCCACAGCUUCUACUAGCCAAUCUGGUCGACUUCACCGAUCCCGAAACGAACCGCCAGCUGCUGCAGGCCAUCCGAUUGUACCCGGAUCAGUUGGACAAGUUAACGAAAACACUCCAGGAUGUUUCGCGAAAUACGGUCAACACGGUGGAAUUCGCCUCCGUGAAUUUCGUGGCCAAUAAUCUCAAGCUAAACAAUUCCUACACCGAAAACGCCCGGCUACGUAACAUCGAUGUCCUACCAGUCAACUUUAAUCAGCCGAAUCAAGUAGCUCGAACGGCCAAUAAAUGGGUUUCUGAUAAAACUCACCGUCUCAUCAAUGAAAUCGUCAGCCCUGGAUCGUUGAGCCCCGAAACGCGUUUACUGCUUGCUAACUCUAUAUUUUUCAAGGGAAAAUGGAAGUACACAUUCGUUCAAACAGAACCGGGUCAGUUCGAGUCUUCGCCGGGACGCGUUCACAAGGUCAACAAUAUGUUCCAGUUGAAUAAACUACGGUACGGUGAAUUAAAGCUUGCAGAUGGUGAUGGUUUCCGUUGGUUGGAGUUACCCUACGAAGGUAACACGCUGGCAAUGUUAAUAUUCCUACCACUCAGACGCCAUCAGCUUGAACCGUCGCUUCAAAAAUUACACGCGAAAAAUCUGGCGCUAAUAAUGGCCCAGCUUCAAGAUGACUACAUCGAUACUAAGGUUAAUGUCCGUCUGCCGAAAUUCACACUGACUGAUUCUGUCUCCCUGAAUGGGCCCCUACAGCGGCUCGGUUUGAAUUCAAUUUUCCACGACAGAAAUGCACUCAAGUAUUUGAGCAACGAACCGACAAUAGUGUCGGACGUAACCCAGCGGACGUAUCUAAGUGUGGACGAGCAGGGCACUAAAGCCACCUCGGUGGCAUCGCUAUCGAUUGUACCACUCAGCAUCACGCCGCAGUUCCGCCAGAUUCAGUUCGACGUGGAUCAGCCCUUCCUAGCGAUGAUUGUCGACAAGAACGAACGAUAUCCGGUUUUCAUUGGGCAGAUCUACGAGCCGUACGAGUGAAGGCGAAGCUUCGAAAUGUCUCUCAGUUUUUAGCUUUGCUGAAAAUCAAUUGAUGCUCGUCGAUAUUUUUGUUCGAAAUUGAUAAUGCCUAUCAUUUUGCCAGUGAAAUUGGUAAGUUUCAAAACACGUGGUUUCCAUUUUCGCUGCUGAUCAACCCCAUAAAAAAAUGUUCCAAUUUUAUUAUUUUCUUCAAAAGUCAUUUUUGAUUUGGUUGAAACUUUGCACAGAUGUUCCUGGACUAGAAGUGUCAUUUUGUGAUAUUACCAUUUUUUUUUUGUAUCACGACUAAUUUUUGAAAAACGUUUAUAAUAAAAUGGUGUUAAAAAAUUACAAAUGUUUUUCAAACCAGAACGAUCUGUGCAACGUCUUUGGCAGAGUUGUAGAUAAUUAUAAUUUUGUGUUUCCAAAAAAAAAAAAAAAACACAAAGUUUCAGUUUUUUUUUCGUUUCGACUUUCACAGAUUUGAUACACUCUAAAAAAUGCACGUAAAAUUUACCGGGAAAAGUGGCUGAUUCUCAUCCACCUUCUUUUCACGUAACUUUUGCCGAUUUCUCGAAAGCCGUUCAUGUGUUAGUGUGUUAGUGUCAACUUCAGUGUCAAUCGUCUACGUGUUGGUCGGGUGAUUAUAACCUGAUUUUCACGUACCUUUUUACAUAAUAUUUAGGUGAAACCAUAAACAAAACGCAUAAACCCCACAUGAUUUUCACGUACUUUUUACGUGUUGUUCAGUUGGAAUCUACGUGAAUUUUAAGUAAAUAGACUAGACAGCGCAUUUAAACAAUAUAAUUUAUUUUUAAAUACUAAAAUAUAAUUACUUGUUUAAAAUCAUCAAAUUUCCGACAGGAAAAAACAGGAAUGGCCGGAAAGAUGUCGACCUUUCAACCGGCAGGAGGUGUUCCGCUCGAAAAUGACCGUUGACGAUUCCAAUCGUCCGGAAAGAAUUCACCAACUGAAAAUUUGGAGAAUGUAUAUGUUUUUUCUGUUAAUCUAAAUAUUAUUCUGGCUACUUACAUUGCGUGUUUUCCAAUAUAGAAUUAGCUGAAGCAGCUUACGAGCAACGAUAAUAAAUUGACAGGUUAGGAGAAAGAAGCAGUUUGAUUGUCUUGGCAACGAAAACAUAGUAAACAAACCUGAUGCUGAAAGCUUCUACGUCACAACGUCAAAGGUUUCAUCACAACACACUGGUAGAUAUUGAUAAAAUAGAAUUGUAAGCAAUAAAUGCAACUUCUGAAGAGAGA